UUACAGUAUAUUAAAGCCACGACCACAUGGACAGUGUCAGGGAGAUGUUAGGUCCUGGUGACCCAGGGACCCCUGGGCCCGGGGCUACCCAUCAACAGAGUCCCUCUGGAGGGAUAAAGGUCGAACCAUCCAAGCUUCGUAAGGCUGACUCUAAACCUCGCUCUCAGAGACUGAGUCGAGAAGUCUAUGCUCUCCUGUACUCUGACAACAAGAGUGGAGGGGGACUAACGAACCCGCUGGUUCCCACGGAUACGGGGUCGGGAUAUCGACAGCCACGUGCUCGAUUGGGUCGCAAACAUGUUCGCCAAUGGAAGAGGUCAGAGUUCACCAACAGUGCCAGAGAGGAUGGACUAGUGUUAUCCCAUUGGGCACGUGCUGCGGACGAGGGGAAGCCAUACCCAUUUGCCAAGUUCAACAAGGGACUGGACACACCCACUUACACCGAGGAGGAGUAUACCACUCACCUGAGUGAGAUUGGCUGGAGUAAGGAGGAAACGGACCAUCUAUUCGAGUUAUGUCAGAGGUUUGAUAAUCGGUUUGUUAUUGUUCACGAUCGAUUUGAUGCUGACAAGUUCGCCAAGAGGUCAGUGGAGGAUAUGAAGGAACGCUACUACAGUGUCACCAACAGACUCACCAAGGUACGCUCCCCUGGCUGUGAUGAAGGACAACUGAUUGCCUACGAUGCUCCACACGAGACAAAGAGAAAAAUUCAACUGGAAAAACUGUUGGGGAGGACAUCUGAGGAGGUGGCUGAAGAAGAUCGACUGAUGGAAGAAAUGAAGAAAAUAGAACUAAGGAAGAGAGAGAGGGAGAGGAAGCAACAAGACCUCCAGAAGCUCAUCUCAGCAGCUGAACAGAACACUGACGGGACUAGGAAAUCUUCUACUAAGAAGGCCACACCCAGUGUCACUAAGAAAAUAAGAAGCAUGGGUACCCCUGGACAAACAAAGGUUGAGGGAUCAUCAGUGUUCAAAUCAUAUGACAAAAAUAGCGGAGUUUCUCUGAGGAGCAGUAAGCUCAAGACGCCCAUGUCCUUGGGUCAGAAGAAGAGCAAGGCUAUCGAGCAGCUACUGGAGGACCUUGGUGUUCCCUUGAGACCCAUACCCACUGAACAAAUAUGUGUCCAGUUCAACGAUCUACGGAAUGACAUGCUCCUCUUGCUAGACCUCAAGGCCGCCUGUGAUGUGUGUGAGUUUGACCUCCAGUCUCUCAAGCAUCGCUACGAGGGACUCCCCCCUGAUCAGCAGGCAAAGGUCACUCUGCCAGAUAUGGUGCCUAUGUCCACAAUAAAAAGACCUCUGUCUUCCAGCCUUAUUAUUGAUGUGGUGAGCUCUGCCGCCUCCAGUGGGCAACGUAAGAGACGACUGGCUGCCCUCGACUCUGUCAUUAAGAAACAAAGGAAAAACUGAAAAUCUCUUAUUACAUGCACUGAUGACUUCUGUAACUCAAGUUGAUAAUGAUCUAAUUGCUAUACAUGACAAUAUUUCAAUUAUA
Molecule: messenger RNA, 1494 nt
Organism: Halichondria panicea
Lineage: Eukaryota; Metazoa; Porifera; Demospongiae; Suberitida; Halichondriidae
Product: DNA methyltransferase 1-associated protein 1-like
Exons: 12
Coding region: 27-1409 (460 amino acids)
Biological process (GO): chromatin remodeling; negative regulation of transcription by RNA polymerase II; DNA repair
Cellular component (GO): Swr1 complex; NuA4 histone acetyltransferase complex; nucleus
Molecular function (GO): transcription corepressor activity
Source: RefSeq, a predicted model, not a curated record